UAAACAAAUGAGUGAAAUUAGAGCGGCCUAAGGAACCUGAGUCAAAACUGGCACAGAUGCCAGUCUUUUUUCCCCUUUAAAGUUCAGUGUUACCACAGAGGCGGUCUGCCUCAUCAUCCUCUGCCUGCUUAUUAUCUAUCAGACUCCAUAUAAUGAGGCAUCAGAAGAAAGGCGCAACCAUGUACUUACUGCUAGUGUUUGUACUACAGACCCUGUGGGUGAGUUGGUGUCACGCCACACAGCAUUACCCGGCCUCAUGGGGGCACUAUGAUGUCUGUAAGUCCCAGGUUUAUGCAGAAGACCGCCUGGCCUGGCACUACAUGGCCUGCCAGCCUGAGGCCACUGAUAUGACCAAAUACCUGACUGUGUCUCUGGACCCACCCAACAUUACCUGCGGAGACCCACCUGAGAUGUACUGUGCCCUGGAAAACCCAUAUAUGUGUAAUAACGAAUGCGACGCUGAUACCGAAGAGCUGGCCCACCCGCCCGAGCUCAUGUUUGACUCUGAAGGACGAAACCCAACCACGUUCUGGCAGUCGACCUCCUGGAAGAAAUACCCCAAGCCCCUUCAGGUCAACAUCACGCUGUCCUGGAACAAAACAAUAGAACUCACAGAUGACAUUGUCCUCACCUUUGAGUCUGGCCGACCCGAGCAGUUGGUCUUGGAGAAGUCCCUGGAUUACGGUCAUACGUGGCAGCCGUAUCAGUUUUACGCAUCGGACUGUUUGGAUGCCUUUACUAUGGAGCCAAAAGCAGUACAUCAGCUGAACCCAAGCACGAUGCUAGAGAUCAUCUGCACAGAGGCCUAUUCCACGGGCUACGUGUGGAAGUACGAUAAGACUGUGCGCUUCGAGAUCAAAGACCGCUUCGCCCUUCUUGCCGGCCCGAGACUGCACAACAUGGCUUCUCUGUAUGGGCAGCUGGACACCACCAAGAACCUAAGGGAUUUCUUCACCCUCACUGACCUUCGAAUAAGACUUCUACGGCCUGCCACCGGAGCCACAAUGGUGGACGAGAACAACCUUUCUAGAUACUUCUAUGCCAUCUCAGACAUUAAAGUGCAGGGCAGGUGCAAGUGCAAUCUGCAUGCCAACAGCUGUGUUUUUGACAAAGGGAAGCUGGGGUGCGAGUGCGAGCACAACACUACGGGGCCGGAUUGCGCACGCUGCAAGAGACACUACCAGGGCCGAGCCUGGAGCAUGGGCUCCUAUCUGCCCAUCCCCAAGGGUACUGCCAAUAUCUGUAUCCUGAAUAAUCUUGGCACCUCUGUUCGACCAAAUGCUUCUUCUCUUGGAGCAGCAAACCGAAAUCAAGCUCGAGUGUGUGACAACGUGCUCCUGCGCUGUCAGAACGGUGGCAUGUGUCACCACCACCAGCGCUGCCAGUGUCUGGCCGGUUUCGGAGGCAUACUGUGUGAGAAGGCCCAGUGCCAGGGUGACUCUUGUGAGGAUCUGCAAUCCAGCCAGCCGUCCCUCCACCCCCCGCCCGCGGCCCAGACUCUCCCACUGGCUCUUCUAUCUCUCAUCCCCUCCCUGCUGGCCACCCGGGGCCUUACAUCACUCUGAGGGGAACCCUUUCGCCCCAAAGACAUUCUCCACGGGGGCUCCAAUCAUGACUUCCUGUUAGAGGACACAUGACGACUGAAAAUAAAUACUGGUGGGGAAAAAAAAAACGAAACAUCUUUUUAGGAAACCGUAAAGUUUUCUACUCAGUACUAUGUCAAUUAAAGUUUGCCAGAGAUGAUGGAUAAACUGAAAAACUAGAAACUGCAAGAGGAAAUUUACAACAAAAAAACCAACAAAAAAAAGCUGACACUAAUGACUGUUUUUGUUGAAAGAGCGCAGAAAUACUGCAAUACAAUUUUUUUGGAGACAAAUCAUCAAUGUGAAGAUGAAUCAAGAUGUACUCGUAGACUGCCACCUGAAUUUACGCACACACCAACACGACUGGUUGUCAAACUUCUCACAUUUUACCUUUCCC
Molecule: messenger RNA, 1980 nt
Organism: Sinocyclocheilus anshuiensis
Lineage: Eukaryota; Metazoa; Chordata; Actinopteri; Cypriniformes; Cyprinidae
Gene: ntng1b
Product: netrin g1b
Exons: 6
Coding region: 153-1565 (470 amino acids)
Biological process (GO): animal organ morphogenesis; tissue development; axonogenesis
Source: RefSeq, a predicted model, not a curated record